GCUUCCCAGUGGUCUGACUUUGGGGAAGUUCCUCAGCUCCUCUUGAGUUUAAUUCUCUCCAUCUGGACAUUGAAAAUGUUGGCUCCAGCUUCCUAAGGCCGCAUGCGCAUGCAUGCAUUAGAUGCGAUGCUGAAGCUAAAGGACACCCAGCAGGCGCUUGGUAGAGGCCAGUCUCCCUGACUGCCAGUUGUUCUUCCCCAUCUAGAGAAGUGCCCUGCUUUGCUGUGUCAAUGAGGAGAGGGACAAGCACAGAGAGGGACAGGACUUGGUUAAAGCCACACAGCAUUAGUGGUAGGGCUGGGGCCGGGACACUGCUCCCAGCCGGGUGCUCCCUCCACUCCUCAGCUUCUGCCUAGGGUGCUUGGGGGACCACAGGGACUUCUUUAGGGAUUCUUUUCUUCAGUGGCCAGUGGCCCAGCUAUACCACAGGUGAAAUUGGCUCAAAGAAAGAGCUGAGAAAAGAUUUAGCCAUUCAGAGGCCCAGGGAGGAAGCUGCCUGUGUGAUGGAAGGAGAGGCAAAUCCUGCCUCUCGUUCUGUCCCUUCCCCUUUUCCGCAAAGGUCGUGUCCGGCUGGGAGGAAGGGUCUGGAGGGAUCACAGGGGAAACAGAAUUCGGCUGGCCGGGCCCAGCCCUAGGAAAGUCUAACCCCAUCUGCUUACCCCUGAGCAGCCAGGUAAACCUGUACAUCCCAAAGGUGACCAUCUCCGGAGCCUAUGACCUCAGUGCCAUCCUGGGGGACAUGGGCAUUGCAGACUUGCUCGACAAGGGGGCAGAUUUCUCCGGCAUCACCCAAGAGGCCCAGCUGAAGUUGUCAAAGGUGGUCCAUAAGGUUGUGCUGCAACUCGAUGAGAAGAGCUUCAAGGCAGCCGAAUUCCCCAUGGUCAUGCUAGACAUGGCAUCUGAGCCUCUCACCUUCCACUUCAACCGGCCCUUCAUUAUUAUGAUCUUCGACCACUUCACAUGGAGCAGCCUUUUCCUGGGCAAGGUUGUGAAUCCGACCUAAGGGCACGGCCCCCAGGAGCCACAGCCCCAGCUGACCUGCACACGAGGGAGCCCACAGAAACACUCUGGGAGGUGGGAGUCCCCCCCCCCCGCCCUGUCUUCUCCAGGUUCUUCUGUCCAAAUAAAUUACCAUCACUACAACUGCUGGUAGGUGUGGUUGAAGGGACAAAGUGGGACCAGUGACAAACUCGGAAUGAUAGCAUGCGAUCUUGCGCCCCUGUAAUUUCCUGGUGUUGAUCAUCGUGCUGUGGUUAUGUAAUAUGUGGAAGCUGGGGGAAGGAUAUAUGGAAACACUAUUGUUUUUGUAAAUGUUUGUAAGUUUGAAAUUAUUUCUAGAAAAGGAGGAAAUCAUGCAACCCCAAACAUGACAGAAAGACAUCUUAAGUGCUAGGGGAAAUGUUGUGACAUCUUCAAAAAAGAAAGAGAAAGAAACAAAGCAAUCCUUCAAAAAUGAAGGCAAAAUAAAGGUUUUUUUUUUUUCCAGACAAACAAAAGCUGGGAAAGUUUGUCACCUUCCCUAAAGAAAAGUUUUAAGUAGUUUUUCAGGCUGAAACAAGAUGAUGCUCAGUGGAAAUUUAGACCUACACAAAAGAAUGAAGAGUACUGGAAAGGGCAAAUAUGCGAGCAAAUAGAAAGCAUUGUUUAAAAUAUCUUUAAAAUAUAAUUAACUGUCUAAAGCAAAAAUAGUGAUCAGUUU
Molecule: messenger RNA, 1699 nt
Organism: Leptonychotes weddellii (Weddell seal)
Lineage: Eukaryota; Metazoa; Chordata; Mammalia; Carnivora; Phocidae
Source: RefSeq, a predicted model, not a curated record